Messenger RNA from Megalobrama amblycephala (Wuchang bream), 1279 nucleotides. RefSeq names its product impact RWD domain protein (gene impact). Gene Ontology annotation, biological process: regulation of translational initiation. The coding region runs from base 131 to 1084 and encodes 317 amino acids. The record is from RefSeq and is a predicted model, not a curated record. Gene Ontology annotation, cellular component: cytoplasm. Lineage: Eukaryota; Metazoa; Chordata; Actinopteri; Cypriniformes; Xenocyprididae. Gene Ontology annotation, molecular function: protein binding. The transcript is spliced from 12 exons.
AAAUCUCAGGUGCCCACGUGAUCACUAUGCUCUAACCCGGAAGUACUGUGAAUGGCUUUCACUUGUGUUGUUUUGAGACUUUCCUACAGUAAGAUCACAUGAAGUUUUCUGCAGUGAUGUGUUGAAUUAGAUGGACUCAUCAGAGGAGAAUGACGCUGACCUGCAGUCUCAGAUAGAGGAGAUUGAAGCUCUUUCCUCCAUCUAUGGUGAUGAAUGGUGUGUGAUUGAUGAAGCUUCGAGAGUUUUCUGCAUCAGAAUAUCAGAUGACACCCAUCAGCCCAAAUGGACGGUCUGUUUACAGAUCAUACUUCCUCCGGAUUAUCCGAGCUCAGCACCUCCAAUAUAUCAAAUCAACGCUGCCUGGCUCCGGGGACGAGACCGAAUGACUCUGUCCAACAGUUUAGAGGAGCUGUAUGUGGAGAACACUGGGGAGAGUAUCCUGUACCUCUGGGUGGAGAAAAUAAGGGAAUUCCUCAUGGAAAAAUCACAAAGUGCAGAAGGACCAGAAACGGGCAAGACAAUGACGACAGAGGAAGAAGGUCACGACUACGACGAGGACGAUCUUCCAGACUACAGCGUGCUCAAACUCGCCAACCAGUCAGCUCAGCUCUUCUCCGACGCUUCAGAUGAUGAAGAGCUGCCACCGAUUAAACACGGAGAGACAAUCACGGAUAGACGGAGCACGUUCCAGCCUCAUUUAGCCCCAGUGGUGACUCCGAAACAGGUUCAGAGGGUUCUGAAUAAUUUAUACGAAAACAAGAAGAUUGCAAGUGCCACUCACAAUAUCUAUGCAUACAGGAUCUACUUUGAGGAUAAAAACUCUUUCCUGCAGGACUGUGAGGAUGAUGGGGAAACCGCUGCGGGUGGCCGAUUGCUGCAUCUUUUGCAGAUCCUGGAUGUGCGUAACGUGCUGGUGGUGGUCUCUCGAUGGUACGGUGGGAUUCUGCUGGGCCCCGACCGCUUCAAACACAUCAACAACUGCGCCAGGAACAUCCUCAUUCAAGAGGGCUACACGGACACUUCAGAGGAAACAUCCAAAGCUGGAGGGAAGAACAAAAGAUCCAAGGGCAAGAAGGCAAAGUGAAAAGAAUAACAUCUACAUUGAACAUACGAGGACUGGCAACUGACUAAUAAAGUACAUGGAAAAUUCCUAUAAUGGUGAUGUGUACGGGUUAAACAACAGCUAAAAUGGUUUGUGUAUGCAACUGAGUUUACACAUUAUCUCACACUAAGUGCUCUGUGCUUUGUCUUAUAAAUAAAGAUUUUUAUGAAUCACAAA